Mya arenaria is the source of this 4448-nucleotide messenger RNA. Its product is annotated as potassium voltage-gated channel protein Shaw-like. Gene Ontology annotation, cellular component: voltage-gated potassium channel complex; membrane. Lineage: Eukaryota; Metazoa; Mollusca; Bivalvia; Myida; Myidae. The transcript is spliced from 5 exons. The coding region runs from base 164 to 1771 and encodes 535 amino acids. The record is from RefSeq and is a predicted model, not a curated record. Gene Ontology annotation, molecular function: protein binding; voltage-gated potassium channel activity. Gene Ontology annotation, biological process: protein homooligomerization; potassium ion transmembrane transport.
UUUGCUCAAUUCGGUUGUCAUUAUGUUCUGUUCUGUUCUAUUCAUUAAAGGUUGUUGGAAUGUAUUAAGCGAAAUAAAUAGACAUAUCUAUUUCUUAAUGCGUAUGAACUUUUCAUUCGGAUAACAAACAUUUCUCUUUUGCCAGCGGAGCCGGAUAGGCAUUAUGCGCUGCCGGAAGGACAGGAAGCCUCCUGUGGGCGGCCUUGGUGGCAUGGUAUCCGCCAUGAUCCCCGGUGCCAAGGUGGACAACAAGGGGCGUAUUAUGGUCAACGUGGGUACGUCCAAGGACACAAUCAUCUUCAAUAUCGGGGGUCAGUUGUUCGAGACAUACAGGUCCACAUUGUUUCGACUGCCAAAUAGUCCCCUUGCAAAUGAAAAAUUCCUCCGCGACCAUUACCGACCGGAUAAGAAGGACUACUUCUUUGACAGAGAUCCGGAUGUAUUUCGGGCGACGCUGAACUUCCUACGUACGGGCGAGCUGCAUCUCCCCUCCUACUUGUGCGGCCCCGCGGCCAAAAUGGAACUGGAGUACUGGGGUAUCCUACCUAACAGGAUAGAGCGGUGUUGUUGGACCAACUAUAAUGACUGGAACUCUACACUGAAGGCGCUUGACCAGUUAGAGGAUGACCGGAAGGGAUCAGCCAUGUCGUACGAGGAAGACAAAGACAAACCACCCACCUUGUGGACCAAACUAAAGCCCCAAGUCUGGAACUUCUUUGAAUGUCCAGAAACAUCUCGUUCAGCAAAACUGUACGGCUAUUUGUCGCUUUUCUUCGUUAUUUUGUCCAUUUUUUCAUUCGUCGCAAGCACUACGGAAUAUUUUGCCGCGUAUACGAUGAUCCAAGAUGGCGGCAACACGACCGGGCUGAAGAAUGACGUCAUCAACGAAAAUGUCACUAAUAGUAUUGCCAAUGGGAAAAAUAAUGAAAGUAUUAUUGAAAGCGUUCGUGUAAGAGUCAAGCAUCCAUCUUUAGACAUUGUGGAUAUAUUGUGCCUUGUAUUUUUUACUUUGGAAUACAUUAUUCGAGUCGCCUUUGCACCAAAAAAGCUUAAGUUUGUGACGUCAACCAUGGGUGUCAUUGACCUUUUAGCCUUACUUCCGGACUACCUUGAGUACAUCCUGUUUGCAGCAAAACCAGAAAUAGUUGCAGACGAAAAUGCCAUCAAUUUCAUUAGCAUUUUCCUCAUAGUUCGCGUGUUGAGAAUUUUCCGGCUGAUAAAACAUAUACCGGGUUUGUGGAUUCUCGUCUACACGAUAAAGUCGAGCGUUGGAGAACUCGUGCUUCUAACGUGUUUCAUGUCGGUCGGAAUUCUCGUGUUUUCUUCAUUGAUUUUCUUCGCAGACUCACGCGAAAACUUUGCAAGCAUUCCGGAUGGCUUUUGGUGGGCGAUCGUUACCAUGACGACCGUCGGUUACGGUGACAUGUACCCGACGACAACGCUGGGAAAACUUGUUGGAUCGCUUUGCGCAAUGAGCGGCCUUAUAAUGAUCGGUUUUUCCGUACCAGCGUUAGUGAACAACUUCAUGAUGUAUCAUAAGCACGUUCAAUUUGUGCUUCAAGCGGAAAGCGAGGCGCGAAAGCAAAAACAAUAUACAGACGAGAAAGAAGGAGCCACUUCCGGUGAGAAAGUCCAGUGUUUUCAUCUUCCUAGCGACGUCAAUGAUGACGUCACUGAAACAUCUGAAAAGUCACAGACUAAUAAUAAUGAAACUGCUUCAGAACAGGUGCCUCUAAUUACGAUAGAAAACACAAAUGGGGAGACGUCAUAGGAACUUCCUGUAACGAACAGUUGACCACCCAUUUAUGCCUUAUUAUGCAUAUCAUCUACAACCAUCAGAGACAUUUUCAGGCGUUAUUUUGUUAACCGUUUGUGUUCAUAAGACAAAUAUAGCCAACUUUCAGUUCGAAAACUUGACGCAUAACGCGUUACUAACGUUUUAAGAAAAAUGCAUAAAACAUCAAUAUUGAACUUUUUGAAAAUCUGUGACUAACUUUUUGUCAGCAGUCUUAUAUGAAUAGUUUACAUGCAUUUUCGAAUAAAUUGACUCGUUCUAAGACAAAAAAAAAGUUGUCAAAACGUUCAAUCUGUGAGAAUGCAGCUUUAAGCUGAUGGCAUCAAAAACAUGUUGACCAACAAUUAUUACCAUUGAAACGGUACAUUCUUUGUCUUUUUUUGUCGACAUGUUUCGCUAACAGGCUGAAGGUUAUUCAGCGCUCUUGGAAAAGCCCAAAUGCAACAAGUGAUCUAUUGAUAUGUAAAUACAAACAAAGACACUGCUCAAGAAAGAAAUUGGGGCUUUUAGUGCAUAUCACACAUGUGUGUUCAUGUAUUCUUGUUGAAUUAUGAUUAAGCAAAGAAAUGUACAUUCCAAAACGCAUUUUCGGCCAAAAUCGCAUUUGCAUGUUUGUAUAAUUCAUUUUAUUACAUACCAGUUUUUAAAAAAACGUUAUAUAUUCAACUACAGUCGAACCUGGUUGGCUCGAUCUUCCAGGGAAUGGCGAAUAUACCUCGAGCCUCGAACAAUUCGAGCCAAGCGGAAAUGCUUUCCUUCAUCUUAUUCGAGCCAAUGAGAAAUUCGAGCUAAGCAAGUUCGAGCCAACAGGGUUCGACUGUAUCAGGGUAAUUAUCCAGCAUCGUAUCCAUUAUAAUAUUACUUUUAUUAUCAUGUAUCAUUUAGAUAGUUUGUAAAAAACACAUGCAUAUUUACAACCUCUGAUUGUUAGAUUACAUUGAAAACGUUUAAUUGCCCGCUAGCGAUAACUUAUAGCUCGACUUAUAUGCAACAAAGGCGGUGGGUCGAGUGUAUGUUAGUGCGUAUACGUAAGUCCGAGUUAGCCCGUUCACCCGUUGUUUUCUCAUCCGGGCUGUAUUUUGGCCAUGCACCAAUGGAUUUUAAAUUAACUUGGCACAAUUUGUGCAUCAUGACAUGCACAAUGGUUGCGUGUCAAUAGGUCAAGGUCAGCCUUAAGAGUUCAGUGGCAAAAUGCCCUUGUAUUUCGGCUUGUCUGUGCAGUUCUUCAGUCAUUCAGUAGGGGAUUAUGAAAUUACUCGCCAUGAGGCUUGCCUGUCGUGUGCAAGACCCAUGGUCAUACUUGAUGUCCUAAGUUCCUAAGGUGACAGUCGUAGCUAGGGGCAACACCAACAAGCGGUGUGCGGUACCGUGUCCACGGCCCAUCCAAGCUCACAUUCAACCACGCAUGUUCGUCAAAUAUCAAUGUCACAAUAUAGGGUAUCUGGUCAAAGUUUCCUUGUGUUUUGGCUUGUCCGUGCUGUAUUUUAGCCAUGCACUUGGGACUUCUUAGAUGGCAAUGAGGAUUCACUGGUCAAAAUUUAAUCGUAUUUCGGUUUGUCCGGGAAGUAACUUUGCCACGUACUUCUAAAUUCUAAGGUGGCAUAAAUGUUCCCCAUAAAACUGGCGUGUCGCGUGCAAGAUACAUGGCUAUUUUAGAUGCCCUCAUUAGCCAAGGGUAUAGCCGAUGGUGACGAGGUAACUAGGGAAAACAUUACAAAUUAGUGAGCGUUAACCGGCACACAGCUCAACCAACUCACAUUCAAACAUGCCUGUUCGUCAAAAGUCAAGGUCACACUUCAGAGUCAUUGGUCAAAAUUUCAUCGUAAUUCGGUUUAUCCGGGCAAUAACUGCGCCGUGCACUUGAGAAUUCUUAUGUGGCACAAAGGCUUGCAUGGUAAUUUUAGAUGUCCUAAACAGCCUAGGGCAUAGCCUUUGGCGACGAGGUAACAAGGUCAACAUCAACAGGCACUGUACGGCACCAGGGCUCGCAGCCAAACAUGUUUACCCUUAAAGGUCAAGGUCACACUUAAAGGAGUCAUUGGCCAAAAUGUCAUUGUUUUAUGGCUGGUAAUGGAUGUGCGUUGGCCAUGCCCUGAGGGGUGGGGGUAGAAUAAUUUGUUCAUAUCAGAACUCUCGGUGUUACAACCCAUAUUGGUAAGUCAAAUUCACUUAUCACAUAUUGUAUUUAUGCUUGUCUGACAUCUCUUUUUGCAUAUUCAUCAAGUGCCACCAAAACAGCCACAUUCAUCAUGAGCGAUGCCAAUAAACAACAGUAUUCCAUAUCUUUAUAACAAUUUGAUGUUAAAAUUCAACAACCUUUCAACGAAAUGUUUCAUGUUUUCUAAUCCGCGGCGGGCUCGGCAGUUUUAUGCAAUCCAUUCAACAUUAAUACAAAAUAACAUGUUGGGCUCAUUUCUAAGCUACAUGUACAAUAUGUUCAGUUGAAGUAUAGACAUUUCUUCAAGAGCUAUUUUAAAAGACAUAGAUCUAAUGUUAUUCAAGAAACAAAUGAAUAUAAUUGCUAUAUAAUCAUAGUACAAUUUUGUUAUAUUACCUUUCCUUAAUACAUUAUAUCAUAAUAGUAGCGUCGUUAUGGUGUUAUUCAAAAAUACAAUCUAUGCAAAAAAAAUAUGUUUUGGUUAAUCAAUAUAGA